CAGGUUUUUGAAUUUUGAUUUAGGGAUUAUUCGUUCCAGUAAUUAAUUGUGUUUUCCAAUUUAGGAUUUUUCAAUUUGGGGAUCUCUAAUUUAGGAAUUUGGGGCUUUAUGAUUUAGAGAAAUUGAUCUUGUUAAAUUUGGUUGGUACGAGAAAUUGAAAUCUUCAGGGUUUUGGUUGAUCUUGUUAAAUUCUCAUCUUCAGGGAUCUUUAGCUGGUUGUUCUAUUUUUUGCUCUGAUUUAUAAGCAAGAUGGCUUGCUCUGUUUCCACUGCCAUGAAGAGAACUAGUGAAUGGUUUGCACUCUAUUUCUAAUUUAAUUAAUAAUAUUUUUACUUGUAUUGCUAAUUAAUGAAAGAUUAGUUUGGCCAUUUUGCUGAAUUCUGUUUAGGGAAAGAUAAUGAAGGACUUAAUAUUUUCCUUAGCCUGUCUUAUUCUCAAUUGCAUUAGGAUAACGGUCAUUUGGUUGUAUAAAGAGUCUUUGUUCACACAUUUUAGUUAAACUUUUAUGCAGACUGACAGAGCAGUGAUGGUCGAGGAGAUUGUGGAUUAUGUGAAGUUCCUGAGACUUCAAGUGAAGGUGUUGAGCAUGAGUAGAUUGGGAGGGGCUGGUGCUGUGGCACCUUAUGUGACAGAUACCCCUCUAUCAUCAAUAGAGGAUAUUAUUCAUCAAGCAAUGGAAAAUCAAGAAACGUUAUUGACAAUGAGGAAGUCUUCAUUUGAGGUAGAAUUGGAAGCGAAGCCUAAAUUGGUGGAAGAACUAGACAUCAAGCAACGAGAGAAAUUGUCACAUUUAAUGUUUUAGUGUAUGAUUCAAAAAUUUGUAAUGAAAUUAUCAAUUUUAUGCAAUUCAAAAAUUUGUGUAUUUGAAUUUA
Messenger RNA from Olea europaea var. sylvestris, 872 nucleotides. Its product is annotated as transcription factor UNE12-like. The transcript is spliced from 3 exons. NCBI's taxonomy places the organism in Eukaryota, Viridiplantae, Streptophyta, Magnoliopsida, Lamiales, Oleaceae. The record is from RefSeq and is a predicted model, not a curated record. Bases 506 to 802 code for a protein of 98 amino acids.